AUGUCAGAAGAAAUCCACGAAAUCCAUAUUCUGAUUUCUUCAGAUGACAAGUUGAACAAGUGUUCGGGAUACUCAAACCUCUUGCAAUUUCAACAACAUUCUUGUCUUCAACCCUCUUCGGUUCAAUCCCUCGCUCACUCCUCCAAAUCCAUUAUCUCUUUCAUCCUUUCCGACAUUUCCGAUGACCACGACGAAGAAAUAGUUGCACAAGCUUUGAAAUGUUUGGGCUUCAUGCUUUAUCAUCCCUCCGUUGUUUCCACGCUUCAAGUGGAUGAUGCUAAUUUGGUAUUGGGCACAUUGGCCAAACUUAUUACGACCACAAAAUUGAAGUCUGCUUGUAAUUUAGGGGUAUGGUGUUUAUCUGUUCAACAGUUAGGUUCAUCAUUUCUUGUUUCUCACUUUCAUUCUUUAUUACGGGUAAUUGUCCACGCCCUAGAUAAUCCUAUGGGUUCUCUGUCAACAACAUUUGAAGCUACGCAGGCUGUAAUGAACUUGUGUGGUCAAUUAAGCAAGCAAAUGAGAGACUCGUCCCAUAUAUGGGCUCCUCCAAUAUACAGGAGACUUCUCAACACAGAUAAGAGGGAGAGGGAUGCUUCAGAAAGGUGCCUGUUGAAGAUUAUUUCUACAGUAAUUCCUCCUUCUCUGGAUCUCUCCAAGGUUCUCGUCAAAGAUAUGAAGAUAAAGUUACUCAAUGGGAUGAAGGAUUUGCUAGAUAAUGGUAUGAAGAUUCAAGCUAUUCGAGCAUGGGGAUGGUUUGUCAGAAUGCUUGGAUCCCAUGCUUUAAAGAAUAGGCCUUCAGUUAAUGAUAUGCUGAAAAUUCCUGAGCGUACAUUUACAGAUCUUGACCCUCAAGUUCAAAUUGCUACACUGGUUGCCUGGGAAGGUCUUGUUGAUGCCCUUGUUCACUGUCCGAUAUUAGUUUCUGAGAAAAAUACACGAGCUGUGGAGAUUUCUCUCCAGAAACAACAUUCAUUAGGAAGGAACAAUUGUGGCAAUCAAGCAAAUGGAUUUUCCAAAAGCAUAAAGCUCAUAAUGACUCCACUGAUUGGUAUCAUGUCCAGUAAAUGUGAUACAUCAGUUCACUUAUCCUGCUUGAACACGUGGUGUUAUUUGCUACAUAAGCUUGAUACCUCUAUCAAUGAACCGUCAAUGACACAAAUGGUUUUAGAGCCUAUACUUAAAGCAAUAUUUCAGAAUGGACCUGAUAGCAAGAGCAUCUGGUUAUGGAACCUUGGCCUUGAUCUGCUUCGUGAUAGUAUUUCACCGAAGUGUAGGGAUGUCCUCUACCAAUCAACUAGUCUGGUAAGCCACAUAAUCUCUGAAAAUGGACCUUUAUCUGGCAAAUGUUCUUGGAAGCAACAUGAAAUUAGAUGGAUGCCGUGGGAUAUCAGUCAAUUGGACUUCUAUCUGAGUAUGAUCUUUUAUGUCAUCUGUCAGACAUCUAGGCCAACUGUCACUUGUGAUCAUAGAAGUCAUGUUUAUGAUACUGCCUUAAAGUUAUUUAUAUAUAUUCUGAAAGGAGUCAAGCUGGACAUGGAAAGUCCAUCUACUAAAUAUGAUGGAAUUAUGCAGUGCUUGAACUCAUUACUAACAUUCGUCAAGAAAGUAUGUGAAGAUUUAUAUUCAGAUGUCUGUGAAAAUGCUGAAGUGUAUUGUACUUCCAUUCAGUUUAUAGAUGCCAUCACAAAGGAGUUAGGUCCUUCCAUCUUGGGAUCUCCUCUGUACAAGUUUCCUUUAGACCUAAAGCACAUUGAUGAAAUGCAAUCAAUUGAUCAUGAUAAACAUCUAAAAUUUCCGACUGUCAGUUGUAUUUCUUAUAUGGAUAAGGUUUCUCCAUUGAUUUAUUUGAUAGCUCUGUACUUCCAAAUGAUGGCUAAGUUAACAACAAAAUCCCUUCACUCAGACUGCAUUUCACAAAGGAUGUGUGAAUAUUUUAAAUUUAUAUUUUCUUCAAGUGAUCCCCUGAAAAAUCUGCUCACCUGUAUUGGCUUCUUGUACAGACACGUACAACCUAUUUACUUAAAUAUAUGGAUAACGGUAACUCAAGGUCUGGAUUACUGUGUGUCUGAUGCAAACUGCAAGUCUCUUCAGGAAGCCUUGUCUGAUAGGACUGUGUUUUCUUCCAUAUGCCAUCUUUUAAUUUACCCCAUUGUUGCACAUUCCGAAGUUCCAAAAUUUACCUUGUCAAAUGCUACUGCCUCUUUCGAGAAAAUUUCUGCGUCACCUGAAAGAAACCCGAGGUUUGAACUGGUUAUUCAAAUGUGGAAAUCACUUUACGGAUCUCUUAGUGCUUCAGGCUUUGGAUGUUCAGCAGCCACCAAUUUAUCUGGGGAUCUGUGCAUGUUGUUAAUCAGGUGCCUUGAUGAAAAUGCUGGCAUGGUUGAGAGGGGCACUGAUUUUGAGUUAACAUGCAAAGAUAUGGAUAUUAGCCUCCUUCAUUUAUCUGGCAAUUUCUUGAUAUGCAUUCUAGAACAGAUUUGGACUUCUGAAGGAGUUUCUGAAACAGACAGAAGUAAAUCUGGUCGUGAUAGCAAAAUAUUAUGCAAUAAAACUAUAAAGAACUGCUUGAAAUUUGUUGUCAAGUAUAUGAAUUUGUUGAGGAUAAAGAUGGUUAGAGACCCACUCCCUGGUUUUGUUGGGACUUCAAGGCUAUAUUCUGCACUGGCAUGCUUUAUUAGUUGCCUUUACUGGAAGCAAGAUAUUCUUCUUUUAUUGGAGAUUGUUUCCUGUCCACUGCUUCAGUGGUUCUCAAAUAUGGGAAUGCAGCAUGAAAGAACAGACGACAAACUCCAACUUUUGUGGAUUGAAAUUCUUAGCUGCUUAAGAAGAAGUCAACCUCCAAUAAACUUUGGUUCAGCUUUACUCAAACUUCAUGGACCUUUGUUUGAAAAAACUCUUGAUCACCCAUGUCCUUCCAUUUCAGAACCUACCAUCAACUUUUGGAAUUCUACAUUUGGUCAACAAAUUAUUUUGGAUUUCCCUUCGAGUCUGCUGUGUGUCCUGGACAAGCUAUCUAGAAAUGGAAGAUUAAAACUCCAGAUGAGAAGCCUACCACCUCUUCAAAAAUGUCAUUCUCAUGAUGAAGUCACAGAUGCUCUGCAGGGAUACAGGGUCUCUGCAAAACAUAACAGGACUUCUAAGAGGGUGGAACUGGUGUUGGAUGCCCAAAGAGAGGUGUCUCCUUUAUGUUUCAAAAAGAAGAGGUUAGAACUUACCGAGCAUCAGAAGGAAGUCCGGCGAGCACAACAAGGAAGGGAAAGUGAUACUGGAGGACAUGGCCCGGGAAUCAGAACUUACACUAAUGCGGACUUUUCACAAGGGCUUGGUGAUUCGCAAGAAAGCCAGGAAGAGAUACGAGAUUCUGAAGCUAUAUUGCAGAUGUUGAUGAAAACUAUUUGA
Molecule: messenger RNA, 3399 nt
Organism: Abrus precatorius (Indian licorice)
Lineage: Eukaryota; Viridiplantae; Streptophyta; Magnoliopsida; Fabales; Fabaceae
Exons: 10
Coding region: 1-3399 (1132 amino acids)
Biological process (GO): telomere maintenance
Cellular component (GO): nucleus
Source: RefSeq, a predicted model, not a curated record